This is a messenger RNA of Bombyx mori (domestic silkworm), 5017 nucleotides long. Its product is annotated as band 4.1-like protein 4. Gene Ontology annotation, cellular component: cytoskeleton. NCBI's taxonomy places the organism in Eukaryota, Metazoa, Arthropoda, Insecta, Lepidoptera, Bombycidae. The transcript has 21 exons. The coding region runs from base 388 to 3018 and encodes 876 amino acids. The record is from RefSeq and is a predicted model, not a curated record.
GGCAGUAUUCUUGUGCUCGCUACAGUGGCAGGUGGCACGCAACCCCGCGACUCAAAUAACUUACGUCCGCGAAAACAUUGUUUGUUACCUUCCUGCUCAUAACUGUGAUAGUUCUCGAUUACUUAGCGGUGUAACUGAAGCUUCUCUGACUGUUUAUAAUGUUAAGAAUUUGAAACAGUGUCGUGUGAGUGUUCUAAGAAAUACCGGCUCCGUCAGUCAUGUCAUCAAGUACGGUUUAAGUGCAAAAUCUUCUUGAGUUCCACUAAAAAUGCUCACAAGCACAUUGGGACUGAGUUUGAUGUGAAUCUGGGAAUUUAGAUCAAAGAGCGCUUUUACGGUUUAUUCGGGAGGCGACGAAGCGCAUCGGUGACGGGCCGCUGUGGCAGUAUGAUGGACUGUCUGUGCCCCGCACCACGCACGCUCGCCUGCCGCAUCGUACUGCUCGACGAAAGAGAAUUGUUUCAUGAGAUUCAGGAUAAUAACACCGGACAAGGCUUGCUUGAUGUUGUCUUCAAACACUUGGAUUUAUUGGAAACAGCUUAUUUUGGUCUUCGGUACCUCGAUCAAGAAAAUCAAACUCACUGGUUAGAUUCCGGGAAAAGACUUCGUCGGCAGCUACGAGGGUCAGACACCCAUACAUUUUAUUUCGGCGUUAAGUUCUACGCAGCCGAUCCUUGCAAGCUACUGGAAGAAAUCACUCGGUAUCAGUUAUUCUUGCAGCUGAAGCAAGACGUUCUGCGUGGUCGGUUGCCCGUAAAUUUCGACCUAGCCGCCGAGCUCUCCGCAUAUGUUCUUCAAUCGGAGUUGGGUGACUACGACCCGAGGCGUCACGCGCCCGGCUACGUGUCGGAGUUUAGACUCCUCGCACACCAAGCACCAGAACUGGAGACACGAGCUGCCGAGAUACAUCGCACUCUCGCAGGUAUUUCGCCGGCGCAGGCAGAAUUAAGUUACUUAGAUAAGGUGAAAUGGCUCGAUAUGUACGGUGUGGAUUUGCACCCCGUCUUAGGCGAAGACAGCGUAGAAUAUUUCCUAGGACUGGCGCCGAGCGGUCUACUACUUUUAAGAGGCAAGCACACGGUCGCCAAUUAUUACUGGCCUCGAGUUUCGAAACUUUAUUACAAAGGACGAUACUUCAUGCUUCGCGUAGCGGAUAAAAACAAUGAGACGUCAACGUAUGGGUUUGAGUCUCCUACAAGAUCGGCGUGUCGACAUCUGUGGCGCUGCUGCUCCGAUCACCACACCUUCUUCAGAUUACAGCAAUCAUCACCUGCUUCAGCUGAGAUGCUCGCGUUGGGUUCUAGGUUUAGAACUAGUGCUCGCGGGACACGCCCUCGUCCGCCACCCGCAUUCACGCGGACGCCAUCACGACGAAACGCGCGCCCCUCAUACGCUUCGAACUCAUCUCUAAUUGACGUGCCAAAGUUAGAAGAUUUGAGAUUGAAAGACUGCCCACCGGAAAUUAAACAACCUACCUCAGUACAUCGUCCCAGUUCUAUAAGUGGUGAGGUGCCAGCGAUAGGGUGUGAGGUCCCAGUAGCAGCGGGCGGUUCGCCUCGCUCGACGCGUUCAGCGCCGGCUCGCCGUGGCCUCUACUCCGCGUCACCGGCAGCGACGCGCCCGCCCCCCGCUCCGCGACAUCGCUCCGCUUCUGUCGAUUCGCAAAGCUCUAACGAUUCUAGAUCCAAUCGAAAACACAAACACCGGUCUCGUCGACAACAGUCUGAUGCCGAGAGUGAAUUGUCUCGUGGUUCAGGCCGGUCGGGGCGGCGACAUCGACGCCAUCGAUCCCGGCAUAAGCAUGAGUCCGGCUCCGAAAGAGACGAUUCUCAGCCUGAUACCAAAGAAUAUGAGUUAGUUGACUCGGAUUUGCAAUGGAAAGAAGUCCUACGACAGACCACAGCAGGCAGUGGUGUCCAAGUUGCUAGUGUUCGUCGGUCACAGAUGGAACCAGAAAUUGGAACACACCGUUCUUCACAUAGGCACAGAAAGCAUAAAAAACAUAGGUCACGUUCCAGAUCUCCUAGUGAAAAAAAAUGGUUGCCAAGUGAAGUGAAACAGCAUUUGGAAUUUUCUUUGAUUGACACUACUGGCAUGACGGAAGAGCAACUUAAAGAAAUACCAUAUACUGUCGUACAGACUAGUCAUGCUCGUCAAACAAAGCUACGAACCUCUUCUAAGCAUCGGCAGGUAGAAAACGGCUCAUUGGCAAGACGAGACAAAAUCUCUUCGUCUCAUAAAAACACGAACGACACUCUCAAUCAAGGAUCUCUUCGAUCCAUCUCCAGUACUUUAAGCUCUCAUAGGACAAGCAAUGAAAAACAUGGAAGGCGAGUAUAUCCAACGUUCGAUGAUACCGUUGGGCAUACCGGAGAUGAUUUUUUGACAAACAUUGGUUAUAGAGGAAACGUUACUCCAAGCUCAAACAAUAACAAUCCGUAUAGUCCGGUCACAAACAGUAACAGCAACAGCUCUAGCGGUGAACUGAUAUCAGGAAGUGCGCGUGUUUCGCAUGAACAUACAGAUUCUGGUCUCGGUGCCGACCAAGAUUACGCAUAUUCUUCAGAGAGCAGGUCCAGCGACAGUGCUAAGUGUGGUGCGGGCGGGUCGACAGUCCCUGUGAGUAGGCAGUGUGUUGGCGCGGGUGCUGGGACGGGAGCGGAGCCGCGGGGUUGGCGGCGGCCGCCAGCUGCACCGCGCGGGUCUGGCUCACAGCGUUCGUUGGUGUCGGUGGCGAGCGACAGCGCGGCCGCACGCCGCCCGCGCGAACUCGCACCCCGCGGCUGCCCACACGCCGCUCACGGAAGCAUUUCUCUCUUCAGACAUGCUAGCAACAACAACAUAUUGGUGGGCGAGAGCGGUUCGCUGGCGCGGCGGUACGCGCGACCCUCGCGCGAAUCUCGCGACCACAACGCGAACCUGCCGCGCACACACUCGCGUCCCGUCACGCGACACGACAACACUCUCGACAUUAUCUUAAAACCUCUCAUUGAAAGCACGCAACUGCAGAGCAACUGAACGAACCAGGAGAGUCAUCGGAAACGCCUACGCCAUCCUUCUCCGGAAAUAAGCCAGUUCCUGCCGAAAUGAGCACGGAGCUAUAAUUUAUUUUUGAUUUUUUAAAUGAAAACAACAUAAGCACAAUGACUGUUUACUGAAAUAUAAAAUUGUAACCCUUCUUCCAAAGUAUUUUUUCACAGUAAAUUUUUCAGUAUCACCAUAAUGAGACUUGAAAAUUUUUUGUACAUAUUUCAUAUAUGCAUUUGUAAUGUUGAUUAGUGUUUAUAAAACUAGGUAUGUAAGUUUGAACAGUUUAUACCUCGUACCAAAGACUUUGUAAUAAUUCAAAACAAUAAUGAUUUUUUGAUAUAUUCCCUUUACUACGAAAAAACAAUAUAUCGAAACACUUUUCAUGAGAAUCCCAAAACAAUAUUCAAUUAAUGAAAAUUUUACGCAUUUUGAAACUACACUAAAAUUAUUCUAAAACCAAUUCUAAGCGUAAGAAAUACUUUUUAACGUAUUUUUGUCUUACAUUAGUUUAGUUAAUCAAUGAUGUUGUCAUUUAAAUAUGUGUUUAAUGCGUUUAAAUUCGUACUGAUUGUCAAUUGAAUAGCGCAAGAGAUGAAAUUUACCACGUAAAAGCACAUAUUCACUUCAGGGCAUAGUUUUGCACGGCAUUGUACUCUAUGCCUUGACAUCCUUUGUAUAUGUAACUGAAGGGAAAUAAGGGUCCGGCUGUAAUUUGAUAAAGUAAAAAGCGCUGGGUCUCGUUGGAUGCAGGUGGCAAUGGACCGGUCGCACUGUAAAUCUAUUGGAGAGGCCUAUGUUCAGCAGUGGACGGCGAUAGGCUGAAAUGAUGAUGUAAUUUGAUUAAGUCUAACUAUUCUCUUCCCCUCCUCAAGUCGCUGGCAAGCAAUGAGCCGAGUCUAAGCGACUGAGUAUCUUCUCGAUAAGCUAUCAUCAGUGGUUGGUGACACGAUGAUUUUCAUUGUUAUGUAGCUCAGACGUUGGUCAAUUUCUACAUUUGUUACCUUUCUCAUUUCAAUUAUCUAUUCUAAAUUGUGAGCGGGUUUUCAAAUACUGUCUAUAAAAUAGUAUAAUUAUCUUAGUUUAACACGAGUCGUAAAUUUGAUCAGUAACAGUAGAGUUAUGCUCUACAGUACAUCAAUAUAUAAUCAAAACAAAUACAAAACAUUAAUGACAACAGCUGUUUAUUUAUUUCGAAUAUAUGGAGAGUGUUAUUGUUACUAUAAAUUUAGGAUUCUGCAAUAAUUUUCAUUUAAGAUUACUUUUAUGUUUUAAUCUAAAUAAUGUUUUAUUGCAUGGAUUGAUGAAGAAGAUUCACGGUCCAAAUGACGUUAAGUGGCUACCGGAGCCCAUAGAUGAUUCACAAUAUAAUCACCACCCACCUUGAGAUUUGAGAUCGAUUUCUCAAUUUAGUUUUGUAUAACAGCAAUCCCACCCAUCAAAAUGAAUUUACAUAUAAAAACUUCAGUGAAAACACAUAUUUAAAUACCAAACAAAAAACUAUUGAAUAAAAAGCUUGCGAGAGAUUUACAACGUACACGUGCGAUUCCCACGCUUAAUCUCUUUGAAAUCGGAUCUCAUGUAAGAAGCAUUUUGGGCACACGCGUGCUGACUACCCGCAAUAUUUGUGCUUUCAUAAAUAUAUUUGUAGUUUAUAAUCGUAUUUUGUACAUAUAUAUACCACGGCUCAUAUUGUAAGGCCCGAUUUGUAAAUAAGUAUUUGUUUACCAAUAAAAUGUACAUUGUGUAGUUGUUUAUGUCGUUUUUAAACAUAUAAUUUUAGAUUUAAGACAAAUUGUCGCAUACAAGCAUAGUUAAACAUUAAUAGAUAUCGUGCAAUUUAUUUGAAUUAAAUUAAAUGAAGAUCAGUCGAUUUGUACUGCGUCAAGACUGAGUUCAACAUUACUGUUUCAACACCCCAAAAUGUCAACUUAAUACUGUAUUUUUACAAAACUUCUCCAAAAUUUUCAUUAAAGGAUCUACUUUGAAA